AGUGUCCUUCACAACUUGCUCCCCAAGCGAUGAGAAGCAGCUGGUCCUUCCAUGAGGUAGGGAAGCACCGAGAUGGCCUCUUCCCUCUAUGCUGAGAAGUCCUGUUAGGAAUGUACCAUGUUUAAAUGAGUACAGCAGGGUGGGAAGAACUGAAUUAGGAAUCCCAUGAGCUGAGUUGUAGCCCCUGCUCAUUCAUUCAUUCAUUUCCCUGCCUUGAGAUCUAGAAAGAAUAUACAUUUUGAAAUCAGAACAAACUGUUUUUGAACUUGCUACACUUCACCAGCGAUGUGACUUUGGGGAGGGUGAAGGGGAACCAGAGCGCACAAGGGAACUGACUGGGAGGCAGAGAAGAUGGGCAUCCUCAGCGUAGACUUGCUGAUCACACUGCAAAUUCUGCCAGUUUUUUUCUCCAACUGCCUCUUCCUGGCACUCUAUGACUCGGUCAUUCUCCUCAAGCACGUGGUGCUGCUGCUGAGCCGCUCCAAGUCCACUCGCGGGGAGUGGAGGCGCAUGCUGACCUCAGAGGGAAUGCGCUGCAUCUGGAAGAGCUUCCUCCUCGAUGCCUACAAGCAGGUGAAAUUGGGUGAAGAUGCCCCCAAUUCCAGUGUGGUACAUGUCUCUAAUUCUGAAGGAGGUGACAACAGUAGAAAUGGUGCCCAGGUGAAGAUAGUUGAUGGAGGCGAGUGCCACCUUCUUGACUUUGCCAGCCCUGAGCGUCCACUGGUGGUCAAUUUUGGCUCAGCCACUUGACCUCCUUUUACUAGCCAGCUGCCAGCCUUCAGCAAACUGGUGGAAGAGUUCUCAUCAGUGGCUGACUUCCUGUUGGUCUACAUUGAUGAGGCUCAUCCUUCAGAUGGUUGGGCAGUGCCUGGUGAUUCUUCUUUGUCUUUUGAAGUGAAGAAGCACCGGAACCAAGAAGACCGAUGUGCAGCAGCCCACCAGCUUCUGGAGCAUUUCUCCUUGCCGCCCCAGUGCCGAGUUGUGGCUGACCGCAUGGACAAUAAUGCCAAUGUAGCUUAUGGUGUAGCCUUUGAACGUGUGUGUAUUGUGCAGAGACAGAAAAUUGCUUAUCUAGGAGGAAAGGGGCCCUUCUACUACAACCUUCAAGAAGUCCGGCGUUGGCUGGAGAAGAAUUUCAGCAAAAUGAAAUCUAGAUUAGCUGGUUGAAGGUAUGAUUGUAAAAGAGUUUUUUUUUAAUUAUGUAAAGGAAAGGAAACUAAGAACUGAAUCCACCAUUUCAACUGAGUCUCAUUGUCUCCCUGAAAGACAGGAAUUUACGUGUCUGAAGAACAUAAGCUUCUAACAUCUCCAUACUUCUUUUACCACUCAAAUGGCAUUUGGCUGAAUAGUAGCCCCAUCACAUCUCUUCCUAGUGAAAAGCCCUGAGUAAAAAGAUCCCAAGAUGUAGAGGAAGAAACCCUGUUUCAACAUGUGUUCAUCUGCCUUGGGAAAGAAGUAAUACAGCUGAUGGAAGCUUUGGGACCUGAAGAACAGACUUACCUGAAUAACUACUACGUUAGGGAACUAUUAUCCUUGUUAGUAUAAGGGGUAUUGCCUAGGCUUUAUUCAGCAUGGAUAGAGCCCAACUGGAAAAUUCCCAAAUAUUUACUUAUGAUGAAUCCUUGAGUCCAGUCCUUGUGCUUGGGACUUCGUGUUUAACAAUGUUCAAGUAGUUUUUGCUGUUUUAGUUUCUAGCCAUCUGGUGCUCUCUGCCAGUCUAAAUAUCCCAGAACUCACAGAUGUAUUGGUAGAUAUCAAGAAUGAUCCCUGGAGGGUUAGAUUAUCUGAAAUCUGAGGGUUACUUUUUAGGCAGGUGGGAAAGUACUAGAAGAAAAUCAAAUUGACAAGCUAGGAAAGGAUGCAGAAAGAUGAGGAGGCUUCACAGAGUUUCACUUUGAAGCUGUGGAGAGUGGGACUAAUUUGUUAGCCACCGAAACAUUGAAACAUAAAACAUACAUGGGCCAGAAAAAGAAGCAGCUCAACUAUAAUUAGCAUUGAGAAUAUACAUAUGAAAUCAAUAUAUUUAUCAUAUACUCCUGAACUAAGGGAGAAAGGGGGAUUGAAAGAGGGGAAAAAAAAACCACACUUCAUUAUUUGUAAUUAUGAGAAUUUUUUGCUAGAAAUAAUUACUUUUUGAAACAUGUUUGUGGUAUGUAUAUUUUCAGUUGAUUAAUUAUGCCCUGCGAUACUGAUUAAAUGUAAAACCAAUAGAUCCAGUGGUACUGGUCUGUCCCUCUCCAUUCCUAAAAUUAUGAUGUGGCCCCACUCAUUCUUAGUCUUAGCCUCCAUAAUGGUGUUCUCUGAAUGCUGAGCUGGACUCGGCUCUUUCUUUAUUUAUAUAUAAAUAAAAUAUAUUCUUAGCUGCUGUGGGAGGUAGGUGCCCUGGCCAUUCCACCGUGGCACUGUUCUCCUAAAGUAGGUGAACUAUAAUGAAUAAUAGGUGCGAACAAACAAGAUUUCUUCAGCUGCAAAAUAGAGGAAGGCAAAGUUAGUUUGAGAAAAUUCUCAUUAGUAAUUUUGGAGGCUUUGAUAUAAGGCAACCCUCAGUGGCAUGGAAUUUGUUGAAAUGGAAUUUCCAUUUCCAUUUAAUUUGGACUGGGGUCUUCCUUUGUUCCAAUUAGCUGAGGUCUGGUAAUCUAAGCCCUAAAUUGUACAUUAUUAUAAUGAUAUGUGUGUGUGUGUAUAUAUAUAUAUAUAUAUAUAUACACACACACACACACACCAUAUUUCUCUUUAAAGAUACUAUAGUUUUACCUGUAAUGUAAGUAAUAGCUAAAUAUCAUAACCCCCAAAGAAUAGACCAACUCGUUUUAUAUCAUAAAUUUUUACUGUAAAUUUGAGGAUGCUGUCAAAUCACAGUAUAUGGUUGUAUUGAAUGUACAAUCAAAGGUUCUUAUGACCAUUCCAUUAAUAAUUGAAUCAUAAAAUAAAAGUAAUAGAAAAAAAUCUCAAGUUGAAAAUAUCUUCUGAAACUAGUUGCCUCUGAAAUGAGAAAAAGGUGGGAACUGAGUGUGUAAGAACCAAAAGUACAUUAAAAACAAAAAAAGCUGGAGCGAUAUAUCAGUCCUAUCACUAGUUUAUUGUUUAGAUACUAAUACAUUAUUUUAACUGAUGAUUGUGUUUUACAGCAACAUUUAAGCUUUCCAGUGUCUUAAAGUCUAUAAAACACACCCACAAAGAAACAAAGCAAAUUUUGAAAAUGUGGCAUCAUCUAAUAGAUUUCUGGAAAAUCACAUGGAGAAUAGAUUAUUUCAGACUUCUCAAUUGUUAAACUCUACACUCCAGAAUGCUCAGUGGGCCCCAUUGUAUUUUAUCUUUAAAAUGGUGUUAAGAUUAUGUGGUCCCCUAGAAAAGUAAAGUGAAAACUUGGUUGCAGCACACUCACUCUGUUGUCCUUAAACUUCCCCUUUGUUCUACAUGUACAAUAAUGGAACAGGAUGUUAGAGAAGCUGGUGGGGGGAUGAGAUUUGGCUAAGGCAGUGCUAGUUGUCUGGGUAAAAGGAUGAUGGAAAAAGCACCCAGUCAUGAUAUAUUUUUAAGGAAAGAGAAGGUUGUGUGUGUGCAAUUCCUCUCCACGAGGAUACUCCAAUGGAGAAAUGAAGCAGUGGAAGUAAAUACACAAAGGCAUAGGCUGAAUAUCAGGGAAAAAGAUAUGUUCAAUAGAACAUAGAAGACUUUCUGGAAGAAAGGCAGUUAGGGGCCAAUGAAGAAAGUGAAUUGACAAAGCUCAGGAAUCCUACAGUAUGUAGAAUGGCUUGGUGUUACCAGAGUUAUGUAACCUAUUUAUCUCAACAUGAUUUUUUAUGAUUUCCUAUGAUGUAUCUUUAGGAACAUAACAAGAACUCAUUAUUUGAGGUAGAGGAGAAUCAGUGCUUAGCUGGUAUGCUCAGAGAAAGUAUUAAAUUGUCAAUACCCACCCCACCUAUCUUCUCUUUUAUAAAGUAUGUUCCUUUGAACAAUUGUUAUUCAUUAUAUAUAUAUAUAUAUACAUAUAUAUAUAUAUACACACACACACACACAAACAAACUUUGAGUUCUUCUUAGUACCUAAACAUUCCCCCCUGCCCAUAGGCUAUGUUUACAUGGAGCUAUCAGUUUAGCCUUUUAAACUGAGUUAGCAUAUCUAUUAUUGAAAUAGUUUCCAAGCAAUUUUAGAUAUUAUCAUAGCAUCUGGAUUUACUCAAACAUUUAGUGUUUGAAAGACUUAUGUCUUGGAACUAUUCAAACUUACUUUAUUUUAUUGCUUAGAGAAAAUAGUGGAAUCAACAUGACCUUCUUGAAUGGACAUGAAUGAGAUGCCUGCACAAUGAUGUUGAAAUGUUUGAUAUAGAUAUUAAAAUGUAACUGACCUCCUUAGAGGCAGACUAGUAACUGCUCUUUGUAUAGCUAAAGUGAAGCCAUUUAACUUAUAUGACUUUUUAUAUUCAUGUUUUGGAUCUUUGGUACUAUGUCUUCACCUUGUUUAUAGAAUUUACCCUUGAUUUUUGGUAAUAUCAAGUUCUAAAUGGUCUAUUUAUUUAAAUUUUCUUGCCGUUAAGCAGAAAAUGCCUAUUCUAUAACCAAGGAAAGAAGAAAAUCCUGCUGUCUUUGAUUUUGCCUGGAGUGUAUUUCACUAUUUGGGCUCUUGAAUAAAAAAAAAUAUGAAAUAUGUUAAUAUGUUGAGGUCAUGUGUGGGUACUGCCUUGCUGCAUAAAAUACCAGAGGGGCAUAUUAAAGACAAUAUCUAUGCCUUUGGGAGAAUUUCCAGCUGGACACAGGUGUUCUUAGCAUGUCCUGUGGGUUAUGUCCACAGCAAAAGGAAUGCACUGAUGUACAGGACUUCCCAUUCUGUAAAUCUGACUGAUGGUUUGGAAAAUAAGCUUAAUUAGAAUCAUAUGGCCCCUGCAAAGGGGGAAAUGUAGAUACCAAUUACUGUCCCAUUGAAGGGUUCAUGAAAACCUCUCCAGCAUUUAGAGCUUUUCAGAACAUGUCCAAUGUCAUGUCUCUCAGCAGUGGAGAAUUCUAAUUCCAGGAACUUAAAACGAUAUUGCCAAAAAUCAGACCAAAAAAAAAUUUUAGUUAUAUUCCAACUUUCUCCCUACUUUCUCCUUUAUCUUAAAAAUAGAAUCCAAACUUAGUCUUCAUAUGUACAUCCAGAAUGGGGUAUAAGUAUCAAUUUCUGCCUUGGUGAUUUGCAAUCUCUUCGUAGUAUCUUGAGGUCCUCUGUGAAAGAAGGUAGUAGGGCCUGGGAAAGCCAGGAAGUUGCUAACCUGGAAGAACGAGGUCCUGUGAAUUUGGUCUAUUGAUUUGGGAAGGUUUGAAAAGAUAAUUCUCACCAUUGGAAGAGGGCUGCUAGGUGUCAGUGAAUGACUUUAGGAAGAGCCAAACAUUGGGCCACUUCUUAACACCUUAUGUUCUGGAUAGCACCAAAAGCAAGGUCGCCGACUUAAGAGACCCAGCUCUGUUCUAAGAUGAGUCUGAUACAAUAGAAAGAAAACAUGUACAGAUAUCCAAAAAAAACCCUGCUCAUGCAAGUCAGGGCUUGCUGCCCAUCUCAGGCAGCAGUACCAGAGCUCUAGGGAGUUUAUUUACUAUUUACUGGGGAGAUCUCAAGGACCAAGGAGAUGUUAAAUGUAGUCACUAUUUGGGCUCUCCCCCUCCCCCAAAAGCAAACAGGUAAACACAUAAAUGAAAGAAGCCCACAGAAGGGGGUGGGAAAUAAAUUAAAAAAUCUCUCAAGCCUUCUCCAGACUAUGUCACUGGCCCACGUACUUUUUAUGUGUGUUAGGAUGAAAGAGUGUGAAGACAUAAGUAUCCAGUACUUUAUAACCAAAGCAAUUAAAAGAAAUUGGGUAGGGAAUGUUGGCCAGUUUCAUUUUCUUUUGCAUCACAUUAUCACCAGACUAUAUCACUAGCCCAAGCAGUCGGGCACCUGGAGAGGGAGAUUGGGACGUGCAGAGGUGACCAGUGUGCAAAUGAUAACUACUGAUGAAAGAGUCACUGACUCAGUUAGUGGUUGGAUGUAGUCACAUUAGUUUUCCUCUGCCCAUCUUUGUCUCCCUAGCAAGGAGAAUAUUUGGGGCAUGAUGCUAUGGGCACUGGGUAAAUGUGGUAAGAAUGCAUGUGUGUAUUUCUCUGCUUCUCAGUUGCAGAAACAGAAACGCUUUGGAGAUUAUCAGUAGAAAGAGUGUUAUAUUGGUGCUGAGUGGUACG
Messenger RNA from Prionailurus viverrinus (fishing cat), 6191 nucleotides. It is a transcript of the gene DIO2, whose product is annotated as iodothyronine deiodinase 2. Lineage: Eukaryota; Metazoa; Chordata; Mammalia; Carnivora; Felidae. The record is from RefSeq and is a predicted model, not a curated record. Gene Ontology annotation, molecular function: thyroxine 5'-deiodinase activity.